Molecule: messenger RNA, 4471 nt
Organism: Gambusia affinis (western mosquitofish)
Lineage: Eukaryota; Metazoa; Chordata; Actinopteri; Cyprinodontiformes; Poeciliidae
Product: voltage-dependent calcium channel gamma-6 subunit-like
Exons: 7
Coding region: 626-1489 (287 amino acids)
Biological process (GO): regulation of calcium ion transmembrane transport via high voltage-gated calcium channel
Cellular component (GO): membrane; L-type voltage-gated calcium channel complex
Molecular function (GO): calcium channel regulator activity
Source: RefSeq, a predicted model, not a curated record
GUGUUAUGUGGAGGGCAGGGCUUGGAGCGAAAAAAGCCGCUGAUCAUCAUUUUCAAAUGCUGCCUGCAAAUAGUGUUCACGGACUUUGUAGUCCAUGAGAUGUGAUUCAAAAACCCCACGGAGCGUUUUAUGUUUUUGGGACCUUCAGAUGGAUUUGUUAAUGCAGUUUUUUAAGGUUGUUUGAACCUACAGAAUUUUUUCAUGGUUUUCCAAUUUGUUCUACUGGAUGCCUUAUAAGGAGCACGAUCACCAGCUUUAAGAAGAAUGGAGAGAAUAUUUUAUCCUUACAUAUCAUGCUUACCCGUAGCCUUUCUACCUUCUGCACCACCGGUAUUCAAGUACCAGAAACACUCCUAAAAACUCUUUUGUAGUCUAUUUUUCCAUGUUAUUUUUUAUUAUGAAAUACCUCAAGCUCAUCUUUUCUGAAUCUUUUGUAUUCUAAGACUCAAUGUUAUGUGUCAGAUCCGCCUGUAGAGAGGGAUUUUUACCUCCAUUUUUUUCAUUUCCUGGACAAUCACAAAUUGAGACUCAACAAUCCAUUUCUAUUUUAUCCCUCAAAAACUACAAAUCAAUCCACCCAACGGACUGAGAUUUAUAGCUGGGGCUGCGUUCUGUUUUAAACAAGAUGUGGUCAACUUUUUUUCUGACUGACGAAGAGGGCCGCACCGUGGUCCCGGGGACAGCAGGAGCAGGUGGAAUGGCUGCACCAGGAGGACCAGCACAAGGUGCAGGGGGUCUGACCAGUUUAAUGGGUGGACGCGGCACCUUUGGUGGGAACAAGAGACGCAGGACAACGUCAGCUGGACAUGCCAUGAGUGAAGCCCAGGAGGGAAAGAUCAAGCUGGCAUUUUUUGUGGCUAUAGUUGGUGUCGUCCUGACAGUCCUUGGAGUUGGGACAGAGUUCUGGGUGGAACUGGCGCCCCCAAAGAAUUUUUAUAACAAUCAGACAUGCCUGACAGCUCACUAUGGUCUGUGGAAGGGCUGCACUAAGACCCUGUGGGUGUCUGAUAUCGACCCAGAACGUGAGAGCUGUGGACCUGCAGAGCUGCCUGGAGAAUCCAACUGCACCUACUUCAAAUUUUUCACAACGGGGGAAAAUACUGUCAUGUUUCAGAAGACAACACACAAGAAUUUGAAUAUGGCUGCAGCAAUGUUGGCCCUUUUCAGCCUUUUCCUGAUGGUGAUGGGGGCCAUCUGCAUCACCAUGGCUCUCAGUAAGGAGAUUCUCUUCUUCCUGAAGCCAGCAUCCAUAUGUUUUAUACUGUCAGGUUUUCUGGUGCUCAUGUCUCUCUUGGCUUUCCACCAGUCUGUCCUAUCUUUCUUGGCCAGUGACCACACGGUUCCUCUCCACCAUGAGCUCUCCUGGUCCGUGUCGUGUAUCGGCUGUGCAGGCGCUGUUCUCAUUGUGGGUGGAAUCCUCUUCCUGCUGCUGGCGCUGCCCUGUAGCCCGUGGCAGAGGUGUCUCCCUCAUAAGGAAGGCAGCAGUUAGUGGCUUUUAGGUGAAGAUUUCUGCACUUUACCUGCUAAAAGGAAGGAGGAGUGGAAAGGCGAGGAUGUUUCCCUCACACAUCCAAUCAAAAAGAUCACCUUCUCUGAAUUGAAACAGUAGAGAUUUUUGAGAUAUUUAGUAUUUAGAAAAAAAUAGCAGGGACUAUUUUCAUUUUAAAAGAUGAAUUUAUUGGAUUUUGAGUUAAGGUCACAACUAUCUAGUGGAUGCAUCAAACACCUACUAGCUGAUACUGAUAUUCUCUUUCCUUUGAGGUCUGACCUGCUGAUUUAAACAUUCUUACUAAUACAAACUAAUUUGUGUAAACUCUGUUUCAUAAGUUAACUUACUAGUGAGACUUUUAGGUCACUCAAAUUCAUUUUAAAUAUUGUUUAUAAACUAUCCUGGUAAUGUUUUGUUGCUUAAUAGAUGUUUAAUACCUUUACUCUUACAAACUCUCCUAAAAGACAAAUCCCAAAUUCUGUGUACAUUAUUUUGAGACAUCACAGAGGUCCUCUAAAUACAGAAUAGAGUAUUGCUAAGACUAAUGAAUGCAAACAAAGUACAACUACUUGUUUGCAUUUUGCUUUUAUUAUCUAUAGCUGCAGCAAAACCCUAGAUAGGUUGCCGCAUAAGUUGGGGCAAAAAAACAUUGGAAAAUAAUUUGUGAUGAGAAUCACAAUAGACUGGAGUGACAUGCAAAACUGCCGCAUCAUUGCGACAGCUGUCAACAAUGACACAAUGGCUCCAGUCAAACAAGUCAACCCCGCCAUGCCUGCGCAUGAAACAUGAUCCCAGGAAUAAUACAACAAACAAAACAAACAUGUAAAGGGCAGUUAACAAUGUCUGCACAAAUCACUAAAUUAGGCCCUGGACACUGUUCACUGUGUAGAGUACUUAGUAUAUUGCUUCUGUAUUAACAUGUUGCAAAGCUAGUUGAGGUAAUAGCCUCACAAUAAGGCAUAUAUGAGUAGCAAACAUGUUGACAAAAAAAUCAAAUAAGUAACUUUAAGUAAGAAUAUAAAUAGUUUUGCACCAGGUUGACUUCUCAAAAUGACUGUUUAAUUGUAAAGUUAUUGAAAAGGAAAUGUACAUCAGUUGUUUGAAUUUUAUCUCUAAAAUAACUUAGAGUGGUAAACAGAGGCAAAUUAAUUGUUGUAUUCGUCAUCAUUAAAUUUAUAUUCAUAACUACAUCAUUUGGAAUAAGAUUCUGUCAGUAAAGCAGAUAAUUCGCUAUUUGGAUAAAUAGCAUAUUAAUUUGCACUACAGGAUAGAAUAUGAUUAUAGUGACCUUCCUGACUAGAUUUGUGUGGGAAACAUGUGAACAUUGUCUUAUAAACCUAGAAAGUUUGGAAGAAAUACACUGUUGAAUUUGUUACUUACCAAUAAAUGACAUCUGGAAAUUUGACAACGUCUUAGACGUCAUGUUUCUGAUUAUAUAUUCAAAUAAAAAAAAAAAAAAUAAGACAAACUUAAAUUCACAGUAAUAUCAGUCACUGUUUUUAAAGUUGUUAAAUCUCUCAAAGUUUUACAUAAGGUGUAUUCAACUACAAUGUUUUUUCUCCUAAAUGUGCCAAUAUUCUAUGAAAAUAUUUGGCUUUGCCAGCCAUGUUGAUUUGAGUGCAUUCAUUUGAACUUUCAGUUUUUCUUCUUGUUUCUGUCAUUUGACAAAUUCUGAUAAAUGAUAACAUCAAUAUGAACAAAAGCUUUUCUUAUGAAACAAACAGUUUAUUAACCUCCGAACUGUGAACCUCAGUUAGAAAAAAUUUUUUUUCAGAUAAUAUGAGAAAAAAUGUUUUGUUUGUACUUCCUAACUUUUGAUGUGUUACCUUUUGUUUUUGUAUAUUUGAUGUUUGGUUGAUGAAUAGAAGAGCAAAGAUCAUCAGUAACUAUAAAACUACUGACAGGUGACUUCAACAUUGAUUAUCCAUAAUGUUGAUGCUCUUCUUACAUGUCUUACUUUAAAAAGUUGUUGUACAUUAAAGAAUUGCAGUGCCUGCCUGUCAAAACCAAUCAAUUAAUUUCUAGGAAUCUAAUAAACACAACACAUUCAACACAACGUCCACAUAUUGUACUAUGAUAAAUACUACACCAGGUUCAGGAUUACCUUUUAAUUUGCAUGAGGCCUUAGUAAAAAUCAUUUAAAAUUAUAUUUUCUUCUUUUAUACUUUCGAGAUAUAAACUUUAGUUUUUGACUUAGAUGUAAACACUGUUUGAACUUUUUCUUUUUGAAGUAUUGAACUAGCAGAGAAUGCUCACCUGGGUAUACAUGCAAUCCUACGCCUUAUUUGUAAAUACUAAAACAGAAAAGAGGAAUCCAAAAUUUGUGUGUUUCUGGCUGUUGUACCAAACCUAUACACAGUCCUGGCAUCAAAACCAAGGGAUAUACCAGACUUACUGUGUUCUAUUUAGUUGUUAGGAUAUUUGGUUUCCUGUUUGACUUACUCCAUUGUGUCUUGCUGUUGUUCCACCUUUUGACAUUUUCUUAGUUUGCAACAGCUUAGCUGUUUGAGUUAUUCCAGUCGUAUUUUGAUUAACCAGGGUUUAACCAUUUGUACUGUUAUAGUGAUGCUUGAUAUCACUAUGAUAUAUUACAGCUUUCUAUUAGUCAAAUUAUGCAUUGUAUGUUAACCAUAAGAGCAAGUGCACCAGUGACGUGCGGUGAGGUUCAUAGCUGGUGAGGCACUGACAUCAUCAGAAUCAGAUUUGUAAGAUGUCAGAUGUCCUGCUCGGUUUCGAGCAGGACAUCCACAAAGCCAGUCUUUUCGUGAAUACCACUCGGUUUGAAAAGAGCGGUUAACCUUCUGUCCCGUAGUCUGAAACAAACCUUUCAGCUCCGGCGUUGGUCUUCCUUUGGUUAUUAUCUCCUGCUUCGAUUGAAAGUCCACUUGAGAAAACUUUUUUAGUGUUGUAAUGUAGUCAUCCAUGUCGAAAGUCGGGAUAAGCGAGAGGAAAAAAAUCACUAUCUCUAUUAUAAUCUAUCGC